Messenger RNA from Suillus plorans, 737 nucleotides. RefSeq lists its product as uncharacterized. Lineage: Eukaryota; Fungi; Basidiomycota; Agaricomycetes; Boletales; Suillaceae. The coding region runs from base 136 to 519 and encodes 127 amino acids. The transcript has 2 exons. The record is from RefSeq and is a predicted model, not a curated record.
GGAUGUUCUGAAAUCAAGUCAUUUAGGCCACCUUGCACUUUUCCUGAUGCGAGUAGCGCAUUUGCUCACACUCCAAGUUAUAGGACAAAAGCGCCAUUUAACGUCACUCUGAUUUUGGGUGAUUAAUCACGCUACAUGUCCUUUGCGCAUGGCGUUCAUCUCAGCUGGUGUUCUGUACAUGCGUGGAAUUGGACCAUCGGAAUUCCUAUGAAUCAACCGCACCAGUACACUGAAAGACGAUAUUUGAUUAUGCAACGCAAAAAAACGUCGAGGCGACAAGUGGCAGGACAUCUUCUAGGAAAAUUGAGUCUGGCACUGCAAUAUAUGGGAUACCUACUUGGUACCUGCACACAGGCUCAGCGUAUCAAUCAGACUAGCAAAUCUACAUUCUCAGAAGCUCCUCGAGGCUUCUCAUCUUCCCAAAUGCCCUCCGUCCCAGUGGUUUCGUGCGCAGUUUCUGCGCUCGACUGGGGUUUCGUUGCCUCAUUCAUAUUUUUCUUCGUAAGAGCAUUUCGAUAGGUGCUUCUUGAGGCGAGCAGCCCGAGAGCGCCCAUCACGAUUGCGUGUGCUCCAGCAUAGAAUGCAUAGUACUUAAUUUCGGGCUCUCUAUGAGCGAGGUGCAGGAAAACAAUCCCCAUGCUACAGCGAGUUCGCAAAGUCAGAAGCUACACGCGAGAAUAUUCACAAUUCUCCACGGAAGGUACUCACCAAAGCAUUGCCGCGGCGCGGAGGCUACA